AAUUGCUUACGAAUUUUCAACAGUUCUGACUGUAAGAAUUCUAAAUAUUUCAAAAAACUCAAACAAAGUAGUAAGAAUUGUCUACUACUCUAUUUCAUCUAUUUCCUCACUUAUCGUUAUGUUUAUUAUUGUUUACUAUAACCAAUUUAACUUGCAUGUUUUCCCUGGGUUCAGAAUUUGUCAUUAAAUCUUUUAUUGCUGUACUUUUUUUGAAGCUUAGAAUAUUUCCAUUUCAUAAC
Messenger RNA from Heterotrigona itama, 239 nucleotides. The record is from the annotation of a GenBank genome assembly. NCBI's taxonomy places the organism in Eukaryota, Metazoa, Arthropoda, Insecta, Hymenoptera, Apidae.